Messenger RNA from Symbiodinium sp. CCMP2456, 3924 nucleotides. The record is from the annotation of a GenBank genome assembly. NCBI's taxonomy places the organism in Eukaryota, Dinophyceae, Suessiales, Symbiodiniaceae.
AUGGCGCACCUGGAGGUAGCACUUCACGAUGGGCUUGUUACCUCAUCUUUGUCGCAAGGCUCCCGUAGCCGAGUAGACAGAAGACGACCCCUCCUGGUGGACAGCGCUGCAAAAGCUUCUGACGGUAGCCAGCUGGCCUCCGGCUACUUUAAGCUGUCGCGGUGCUUGGUAUGCAGCCUCACAGCCAUCGGCACGGCCGCAGUGCGGCGGCGCCGCGGAGACCGAGAGACAAGCGAGGUCAUUUCCCGGCCUCGGAGGCCGCGGCGAGACGGGCGAGAAGGAGCUUUCCGCGGAAGGGCGUCUGAGCGCUGGAAGUCCGAAACCGCCAUGGCCAUGGAGUUUGGCGGCGUGAGGGUAACGGGAGCCGCAGCCGAGUGGCUAAAGUCACAGAUGGAGCUGGGAGGUGGGACGUUUGAGCCAUCACCCAUUCAGGAAGAGGCUAUGUCGCGCAUCUAUGAUGGCGAGUCUUGCUGCAUCCACGCUCCCACUGGAACGGGCAAGACACUCUGCUACCUGCUUCCCCUGUUGCAGCGAUUCACGGAAGAGGCAAAGCGAGCACCAGCUCGUGGCCUUCGCUUCCUCAUUUUGGUUCCGACGGCGGUCCUUCAGGUGCAGACAGUCGCUCUUGCCCGUGCGCUACUUGGACCUGGCAAAGCGGAAAAUGUGACUCUCAUGCGACGUGAUGCAGACAACACAUCAGAGCCCAGCAACAUCGUCGUGGCCACGCCACGUCACAUUCGAGACUUGUUGGAUGAGCCCAUGACGCAGCCUUUGUGGCUGCGAGCCUUAGGCCAGCUCGACUGGGUCGUCGUAGACGAGGCCGAUCAGCUUGUGGACAAGUGGCAUCGGGUACAACGCCAGAGAGCAAGCCGAGAGGGCCGAGUCCUCCCCGCAGUGGCUCUGUUGAAAGAGAUCGAGUUGCAGACCACCAAGGCCGGUCGUCGCGACGAGUGGCAGCUCGUGGGUGCAACUGCCACCCUCAACCGCAGAACGUUCCGCAACGUCAAGUACAGUGCUGGCAUCGACCUGGCACUGAUCCGCGCUGCUGGAAGCACAAUCCCAGAGGUUGACGAGCAGGAAACUGGUGGACAGUAUGGGGAUGGCACAACCGGCUGGCCAGAGAAGCUACGUCAUCGAGUACGAGUUCCCAUUCCGUUUCGCUUUCCCAAGGUGAUGUCAGUAGCUGCCAAGACCAUCUACGAGCUGGAGGCAAAACGGGUUCUGGUGGUCCUUGCUACGACCGGGCGAGGAGGCCGAGCUCCGUCAAGCGUGUACGGCCGCAGCUUGGUCUUGAGCCAGCUGCGCUUUCGGCUGGAGGACCUUGACGACAUGAGCGAGCAAGGCAGACAGGACGACGGGAGGCCACGGGGCAGGUUUUUUCAGGUCAUCAGCCUCUCCGAAGCCAUUGAGGCAGCAGCGAAGCUGUGGUCCAGCGAAGGAAGUCGACAGAGGGUGCGCGACGAAAGGCAUUGCCAGGUUGUCGUGGCCGCAGCCCAGGAGAUUCGGGGCAUGCAUUUGGACUUCAUCGACGCUGUCGUGUUGAUUGGCGACCCAAACAACAUCAGCGACUACAUGCAUGCUGCCGGCCGCACCUGUCGCUACCAGCCCGGAUCAGCGGAGCCCUUGGAGGGCACGGUGGUGUCCAUCGUCGAGGACUCUGUCGCCAACAAGAUGAUGCAAUGGUCCAACUUGUCUGGUUUCAAGCUGCUCGAGGUUCCGAUGAAGCUGAAUGUCAAGACUGGGGAGCCAGCGGAGAGGCUGCUGACGAGGCGGCAGAGGCAGGCUGCCGCUGAGCUUGGCGAGGCUCUGAAGGAUUUCGACGACGACAUGGCAGAAUGGUACGAGUACGACGAGCCAGAGUACGAGCCAGACUUCAGGGAGGCGGAGCAAGAGCCAGCCAUGUCUCCUCCGUCAGUCGAGCUCUUUGUUGUGUCGGACGACGUGGCGGAAAGCCAUUUGCAUUCGCCCUCUGGCUCUGAGGAAAAGUCCACGGCUGGAGCUGGCUUGCACGAUCUGGGAUUGAAUUUCAGAAGUAUGCAAGUCUUUGUGCGGCUUCCUUCGAGGCUGGACCAGUACGGAGUUCUCCAUGACGGAAGGGAGCUGCUCCCGGAUGUCAAGGAAUGCUUGGACCAGCUUCAACGACGAAGCAUUCCCAUGGCGAUCGUGUCGAACUCGCCCUGCGAAUCUGCCAGGGCCGCCUUGCGCUUGGAGCGCAUUGGCUUGAUGAACGAAUACUUUCAGAGCCUGGUGACAAGCGGUGACCAAGCGAAGCGCUACCUGGAGAAGCUGAUCAGCGAGGCUGCGCCAGUGAGGUUGAGCUGUCUUUUCAUUUCGCACGCAGAUCACGUGGAACGUGGCACGUGGUCACCGGAAGAGCUGCGUUCGAUGGGCCUUGAACUUGUCGCAAGUGUCGACGAAUGCGAUUUUGUUUUGGCAAACGGCGUGCAGGUGUGCUACAAGGGAACACUGUCGGAAGUUGAAUCAGGCUACGAAUCCGACGCGAAUAAAGAAUCAUCUCACGUCGCACGUCACACAACUAUGGGACAAGAGAUCACAAGAUUCGGCGAUGAGUGUAACUGCUUUGUGGGCUCGGAGCCAGAUCGAGAGCCUGCCCAGGCUCCGAGGACAGUGGACCCCGUGGCGAAUUUGGUCACCAAGGAGUUUCCGAAAACCGUUCUGACGCCGCCACCUCCAACUUCCACCAAGUCGCACCAGGAGACUCUGCAAGGUAUUGAGGAGAAGCUCAUGCAGAUACAGAAGUCGGGCUUCCAUGUGCCAAUGAUCUUCUUGUGCGUUGCAGGGUCAUCCAAUCCACAGGCUGUACAAUCCGUACAGGUUCCGGAGGUGAUCGCCGAACGCUGGAUCCGAGUGGUUCGCCUCAUGUUGGAGCUGCAGCAGCCCAUUUACGGCAUGGCAACGGGCACCAUGAGCCCUUUCGGCAUCAUGCUGCUUGAGGCAUGCGAUUGUGUCCUCGCCGACACUUUGCAGGAAGGAGUGCACGCAAACAGGAUUCUCAAGCCAUUGGAGAUGGCCCUUGUCUGCAAGGUUGCAGCAGAAGAAGCGGAGUCUAUGAACGAUGCCCAGCUCGUGGAGCUCAAAGCCAAGUUUGUGCGUGACAAGCUGUAUGCCUACAAUGUGAAUCCAUGGAUGAGUGCUGAGGAGGAGGAAGGCUUCUUCGUACCACCGCCGCCACCACCGGACCCGGAGCCGUACCAGGCCUCCGAGGAACCGCCCUCGGCCGACAAGGCUCCUGAGGCUCCUCAGGCUCCUGCUGCUCGACCUGCGCCUGAGACGGCGAUCGCAAAGCCGAAGCCGGCCUCGUCGAAACCGAGCGCAAGCGCAGCGAGCCCUCCGGCUGCUCCCCGCCCAGCAAGCGCCAAGCCGAAGGCGAGAGCCGAAGGCGCAUCCGGCACCAUCAACUUCGAGGCCAUGCUGCUUGACUUGGAGGGUGCUGAAGAGGCAGCCUUCACUGCAGCUUUCCAGAGUCUGUCUGAUGGUCGGACAGCGCUACAACCUGACCACGAUCAGCUGAGAAGCUUCAUCUUGGUGAACAGCGGUAUCGGUGAACAAGACUUGGACACCGAGCUGCUGAAGAUUGCAUCUGCGAGGGAGGACUUUUGCAUAGACAUCCCGGGCUUCAUUGCCCUAUUGCGGGAACAUCCAGUGAGUGAUUCUGACACAUUGACACUGUUCAUGAACGUCUCCAAUGAUGGUGAGUCUAUGACAUCCGAGGACUGCCGGACGUGCCUGCUGGCAUUGGUGGCUAAGCUCCCAGAUGCACAUAUCCGGGAGGACCGGAUGGAGAAGAUCUUCGAUACGGUAAUGACAUCAGCAGACCUGUCUAUAUCCAUGGAGCAAUGGAUGGCCUUUGCAAAGACAACGGCGAGGAUCAUUCGAUUGAUGGCACAUGCCAAGACACGCUAG